UUGCCACUGCAAACCUGAUUUCGAAGGACCCAACUGUGAGACUUGCCAAAUGUGGAGGUAUGGAGGAGAUUGUAGCUUGGACUGUCAAUGCGUACAGUCCAACUCAUUGUCUUGUGAUCCUGAUAACGGAAAUUGCCACUGCAAACCUGGUUUCGAAGGACCCAACUGUGAGACUUGCCAAAUGUGGAGGCAUGGAGGAGAUUGUAGCUUGGACUGUCAAUGCGUACAGUCCAACUCAUUGUCUUGUGAUCCUGAUAACGGAAAGUGCCACUGCAAACCUGGUUUGGAAGGACCCAACUGUGAGUCUUGCCAAAUGUGGAGGUAUGGAGGAGAUUGUAGCUUGGACUGUCAAUGCGUACAGUCCAACUCAAUGUCUUGUGAUCCUGAUAACGGAAAUUGCCACUGCAAACCUGGUUUCGAAGGACCCAACUGUGAGACUUGCCAAAUGUGGAGGUAUGGAGGAGAUUGUAGCUUGGACUGUCAAUGCGUACAGUCCAACUCAUUGUCUUGUGAUCCUGAUAACGGAAAUUGUCACUGCAAACCUGGUUUCGAAGGACCCAGCUGUGAAACUUGCCAAAUGUGGAGGUAUGGAGGAUAUUGUAGCUUGGACUGUCAAUGCGUACAGUCCAACUCAUUGUCUUGUGAUCCUGAUAACGGAAAUUGCCACUGCAAACCUGGUUUCGAAGGAACCAAUUGUGACCAGACGUGUCCAACUUGGACGUACGGAGAUGGCUGUAUCUCGGACUGUCAAUGCGUACAAGCAAACUCCUUGUUUUGCAACAUUGUCAAUGGAAAUUGUGAUUGCAAUGCUGGGUUUUACGGAGAUUUUUGCGAUCAGAUUUGCCCACUUUGGUCACAUGGUAAAGACUGUAAUUCUCAUUGUCAGUGUGUGCAAAGCAACUCACAGACAUGUGAUCACGUUUCUGGUGAAUGCAUUUGCAAGAGUGGAUACUGGGGACUAGAUUGUUCAAAAAAAUGUGUACCAGGCGGUGGAUUUUGGGGAGUUAAUUGCGCUCAAAGUUGCCCGGAUUGUCAGAAUGGUGCAGUUUGCAGCAUUUUCACCGGACAAUGCGAAUGCCAUCCGGGUUAUUCUGGCGAGUUCUGCGAAGCCCCAUGCCGUAUUGGCUUUUGGGGUGAGAACUGCGCCCAUGAAUGUCACUGUGAAAAUGGUGCGGAAUGUAAUAGAUUUGAUGGUACUUGUGUCUGUACGCCAGGUUUCCAAGGAGGUUUUUGUGAAGAAAUUUGUGAAAAUUGGACUUACGGUGAUUCAUGUGAUCAUGAAUGUGAUUGCAACCAAACGAAUUCUCUUCAAUGCCAGCAUGAUAACGGCGUGUGCGUAUGUAAGAACUUCUGGACUGGCGAGAAAUGCGAAAAAUGGACGUGCCCAGAAGGAAAAUAUGGAACACUGUGUGAACAAAAUUGCACAUGCGUCAACAAUGGGAUAUGCGAUUCAAGGACUGGAAGUUGUAAUUGUCAGCAUGGAUUCGAAGGCGACAUUUGCGACAAAGAAACAUCUGAAGAUGAACAGUUGAUGAUGGUUAUUGUGGCAUCGGCAGUGUUCUUGGGUGUUUGUUUGCUUAUAUGCAGCCUUUCGCUGUGCUGCUGCUUUUGUUGUCGGAGAUCCAAACCAAAGUCACCUGAACAGAAAAACAAACAACAACCUGAGAUCUCAAACGUGAUCGCUGAUAACGAUAAGAAUGGCUUCAAUGAAACUGAAUCCAAUGAAAAAAGUGUCGGGAAAAAAGGAACAAGAGCUGAGAGUACAAUCUAUUCGGAGCCGAUGCCGUACGAUCUCAUCGACAACUACGUGGAGCCCAAAGUAUAAUUCAUCCGUUUUCAAUUGUUAAGUUCACUUUCCGUCGUGAAGAAAAGAAUGCUCGUUUUACUCGACUAUUUUAAUAUCUGAAAUUUCCUCUUGUUUUAACUUCUACAAAUUUUUGAAAAACAAAUCCAAAAAAAUAGAAGAGGACUCUUCAGAUAUCAUCGUACAUUGUUUUCAACCUGUCUUAUUGAACAAUUUCUUUAAAAUUUCUUUUUUGUUACAUUACGGUAACAAAUGGAAUACUUCUAGAUUGUUUCCAGCGUGUUUUGAUUGUUUUUAGACUUUUUUCAUUGAACUACUUAAUGAUUUUGUCAAAACAAGUAUCACCUGGAAAAAAUUAGCAAAGUGAAAGAUAACAAUUAUGCGUCAAAAUUGCCUAUCUAAAACCCAAGUAACAAUUGUGAUUAUUACCAUAAUUUAUGGGGGUAUAACCGAAAACCCCCAUUUGUCUAUUUAUACAUAUAUCAUUUAGCUCACCGAAAUAUUUUGUGUAAUAAAAUACAAUUCAUGAAAUUUUUAGCUAAAUUUUGGCGGCAAGUCAUUUAAGUCUAUUGUUUAAAUAAAUUUCUUUAUUGUUGAUUAUUGUUAU
Symsagittifera roscoffensis is the source of this 2411-nucleotide messenger RNA. Its product is annotated as cell death abnormality protein 1-like. The coding region runs from base 50 to 1825 and encodes 591 amino acids. The record is from RefSeq and is a predicted model, not a curated record. NCBI's taxonomy places the organism in Eukaryota, Metazoa, Xenacoelomorpha, Acoela, Convolutidae. The transcript is spliced from 4 exons. Gene Ontology annotation, molecular function: scavenger receptor activity.